Molecule: messenger RNA, 258 nt
Organism: Lactuca virosa
Lineage: Eukaryota; Viridiplantae; Streptophyta; Magnoliopsida; Asterales; Asteraceae
Source: the annotation of a GenBank genome assembly
AUGCUUCUUCAUACGAGCCUGGAAUUGGUUCGAAUUGAAUUCACCUCCGCGGUACACCCACAUGUAUCAGCUUUGGAGCCAAUCAUGAGCACCAUGUUUGAUGUCUCUUCCCCAGAUACAGUUAUAGGUAAUGGCAUUAAAGGCUAUGGUUUAUGGUUUAUGGUUUAUGACAUUAAAGCUUAUGCGAUUUUAGGUAAUGGAAUUAAGGCUUAUAUGUUCAUUGGUUAUGGGAUAUGGAUAUGGGGUUAUGGGUUAUGA